AGCCAAUCUCGCGUGAUGAGACUUGCGGUGUCGCGAUUUUCUCUAAGACAGGAGACUAGGAUCCUGUAGUAAUCAAUUUUGCGGGAGGUGUAAAUUGCGGGCUGUGUUAGGGAAAUCGGGACUGAUGGGCAGUAUGAAAGCUGUGUAGGGGAAAUAAGAUGCAGACAUCAUAGAAAGCUUCCUCCUGAUAUCUGCAGUUGGGGGCCCGAUAAUCCAAGUAAGGGUAGCACAGCCGGGCCCCCUUAACACCCCAAAUCCAUCGGGCCCGGUACGACUGUCCCUAUCACCCGAUGGCGGCCAUGUCGGUGAGCAUUUACACUCUGCCUGCAAUGGAGUCCCAGCUCCAAAGCAUAUUCGAGGAGAUGGUGAAAACUGAAAUCAUUGAGGAAGCUUUUGCUGGCAUGUUUAUGGACACACCUGAGGAUGAAAGAACGAAGCUUAUCAGCUGCCUUGGAGCUUUUAGACAGUACUGGAGUGUCCUUCCUCAGGAAUCCCAUGAGCAAUGUGUCCAGUGGAUUGUAAAAUUCAUCCAUGGGCAGCACAGUCCAAAAAGAAUCUCUUUCCUCUAUGACUGUUUAGCAAUGGCAGUGGAAACAGGACUUUUACCACCAAGAAUGGUUUGUGAAGCCUUGAUAAAUUCUGAUUCCCUGGAAUGGGAAAGAACCCAACUGUGGAUUCUAACAUUUAAACUAAUCAGGAAGAUCAUUGGUGGUGUUGACUAUAAGGGUGUACGAGAUCUUCUAAAAGUGAUACUGGAGAAAAUCCAAACUGUACCUGAUACUGUCAGCUCUGCAGUUGUACAACAGCUGUUAGCUGCAAGAGAGGUAGUGGCUUACAUUCUCGAGAGAAAUGCUUGCCUUCUUCCUGCAUACCUUGCCGUUACAGAAGUACUAAAACUAUAUCCGGAGGGAAAGCUCCCACACUGGUUGCUUGGGGACCUUGUGUCAGACUUUGUGGAUAGUUUUCGGCCUACAGCAAGAAUCGGUUCAAUAUGUGGACGCUGCAGUUUACUGCCUGUGGUAAAUAACUCUGGUGCGAUCUGUAACUCCUGGAAACUGGAUCCUCUGACUUUACGUUUUCCAUUAAAAGGACUGUUGCCUUAUGAUAAGGAUUUAUUCGAACCCCAGACUGCUCUUUUGAGAUAUGUUCUGGAACAGCCCUACUCUCGUGACAUGGUGUGCAACAUGCUGGGUCUGAACAAACAGACCUUGAACAUUGCUCAGCACAAGCAACGCUGCCCAGUUUUGGAGGACCAGCUUGUCGAUCUGGUGGUGUAUGCCAUGGAACGCUCUGAAACAGAGGAGAAAUAUGAUGAUGGUGGAACAAGCCAGCUGCUAUGGCAGCAUCUUUCCAGCCAACUCAUUUUCUUUGUGCUCUUUCAGUUUGCCAGUUUUCCUCACAUGGUCUUGUCUCUCCAUCAAAAGCUGGCAGGCCGCGGCCUCAUUAAAGGUAGAGAUCACCUCAUGUGGGUGCUGCUGCAGUUCAUCUCCGGAAGUAUCCAAAAGAAUGCUUUGGCCGAUUUUUUACCAGUCAUGAAGCUAUUCGACCUCUUGUACCCAGAAAAAGAAUGUAUCCCUGUGCCUGAUAUCACCAAACCCCAGUCUACACACUCAUUUGCAAUGACCUGUAUCUGGAUCCAUUUAAACAGGAAGGCUCAGAAUGACAACUCCAAACUUCAGAUCCCAAUCCCUCAUUCUCUAAAACUUCAUCAUGAAUUCCUGCAGCAGAGUCUGAGAAACAAAAGCUUGCAGAUGACCGAUUACAAAAUAGCUUUGCUUUGCAACGCUUAUUCUACAAACUCCGAAUGUUUCACAUUGCCCAUGGGGGUGCUGGUGGAAACUAUUUAUGGCAAUGGAAAUGUCAAUAUACCACUUCCAGGAUCUAACUGUAUGGCUUCAGGUUCUAUAACACCACUGCCAAUGAACUUGUUGGAUUCUCUAACUGUGCAUGCUAAAAUGAGCCUCAUUCAUAGCAUUGCUACCCGAGUGAUUAAAAUGGCCCAAGCGAAAUCCACCUUUGCUUUGGCUCCUGCGCUUGUGGAAACAUACAGUCGCUUGUUAGUUUAUAUGGAGAUUGAAUCACUUGGCAUUAAAGGAUUCAUAAGCCAGCUUUUGCCUACAGUUUUUAAGUCGCAUGCCUGGGGGAUCCUUCACACCCUGCUGGAAAUGUUCAGUUAUCGAAUGCACCACAUUCAGCCUCACUACCGAGUACAACUUCUGAGCCACCUUCAUUCACUUGCUGGUGUUCCACAGACAAAUCAGAACCAACUUCAUCUAUGUGUUGAGAGUACAGCUCUGAGAUUGAUCACCGCUCUUGGCAGCUCUGAAGUGCAACCACAAUUCACACGUUUCCUCAGUGACCCCAAAACUGUCUUAUCAGCAGAGUCGGAGGAGCUUAACAGAGCUCUUAUACUUACCAUAGCAAGAGCCACACAUGUUACUGAUUUUUUCACAGGCUCUGAAUCAAUACAAGGCACGUGGUGCAAAGACAUUCUCCAAACCAUAAUCAGCUUUACACCUCACAACUGGGCCUUGCAUACACUUAGCUGUUUUCCAGCACCGCUGCAGGCUUUCUUCAAGCAGAACAAUGUGCCACAAGAAAGUCGUUUCAACCUCAAAAAGAAUGUUGAGGAAGAGUACAGAAAGUGGAAGUCCAUGACCAAUGAGAACGACAUAAUCACGCAUUUCUCCUUGCAGGGCUCACCCCCUCUAUUCCUUUGUCUUCUGUGGAAGAUGCUUUUAGAAACAGAUCAGAUUAAUCAAAUUGGUUACAGGGUCCUGGAGAGAAUAGGAGCUAGAGCUCUUGUUGCUCAUGUCAGAACUUUUGCAGAUUUUCUAGUGUAUGAAUUUUCUACCUCAGCAGGAGGCCAGCAACUCAAUAAGUGUAUUGAGAUGCUUAACGACAUGGUGUGGAAGUAUAACAUUGUGACCUUGGAUCGACUGAUAUUGUGCUUGGCCAUGCGCAGCCAUGAAGGAAAUGAAGCCCAGGUGUGCUACUUCAUUAUUCAGCUGCUGCUUCUGAAACCAAAUGACUUCAGAAACCGAGUAAGCGACUUUGUGAAGGAAAAUUCCCCAGAGCACUGGCUUCAGAAUGACUGGCAUACCAAACACAUGAAUUACCAUAAGAAGUAUCCAGAAAAACUGUACUUUGAAGGCCUUGCAGAACAGGUUAACCCACCAGUACAGAUCCAGCCCCAGUAUCUUCCUAUUUAUUUUGGAAAUGUUUGCCUCCGAUUCUUGCCUGUGUUCGACAUAGUCAUCCACCGCUUUCUGGAGUUAAUUCCUGUUUCUAAGUCUCUGGAGACUCUCCUUGAUCAUCUGGGCGGCUUGUACAAGUUCCACGAUCGCCCGGUGACCUACUUAUACAAUACACUUCACUACUACGAGAUGCAGCUUAGGGACCGGACAAACCUAAAGCGGAAGCUUGUUCAUGCUAUCAUUGGCUCUCUCAAGGAUAACAGGCCCCAGGGGUGGUGCUUGAGUGACACAUACCUGAAGUUUGGUAUGAAUCCCAGAGACGACAACCCUUGGAUCCCUGAUGAUACUUAUUAUUGCAAGCUGAUUGGCCGACUGGUUGACACUAUGGCUGGCAAAUCUCCCGGGCCCUUUCCAAAUUGUGACUGGAGGUUCAACGAGUUUCCCAAUCCAGCUGCGCAUGCUCUUCAUGUUACCUGUGUGGAAUUGAUGGCAUUAGCUGUUCCAGGGAAAGAUGUGGGCAACGCUCUUCUUAAUGUUGUCCUAAAGAGCCAGCCACUGGUGCCAAGAGAGAAUAUCACUGCUUGGAUGAAUGCGAUUGGACUCAUCAUUACUGCUCUUCCAGAACCAUACUGGAUAGUUCUUCAUGACCGGAUUGUAAAUAUCCUCAACAGCCCUAGCUUAACAUCUGAGACAGAAUGGGUUGGUUAUCCUUUCCAGCUUUUUGAUUUUACAGCUUGUCACAAGGCUUACUCUGAAAUGAGCUGUAGUUACACCCUCGCUUUGGCCCAUGCAGUAUGGCAUCAUUCCAGCAUUGGACAGCUGUCACUCAUCCCAAAAUUUCUUCCUGAAGUGCUUAUACCCAUUGUGAAAACGGAGUACCAGUUACUUUAUGUCUAUCAUCUUAUUGGUCCCUUUCUGCAACGCUUCCAGCAAGAACGCACAAGAUGCAUGAUUGAGAUCGGCGUAGCAUUCUAUGAAAUGCUUUUGAAUGUAGAUCAGUGCAGCACUCACCUAAGCUUUAUGGAUCCAGUCUGUGAUUUCCUAUACCACAUGAAGUAUAUGUUUACUGGGGACAGUAUAAAAGACCAGGUAGAAAAGAUCAUCUGUAAUCUAAGGCCUGCUUUAAAACUCCGGCUACGCCACAUCACUCACAUUAGCACAGAGUCGGCCGCUCCACCUCCCCCACCCAUGAAUAGCGGCUCUCCAGCUCCACAGCCCAACCAAGUACCCGUGAGUGUUCCUCUGACAGUCACUCAGUGAAAACAGACUCCAAUUGUCCAGUCAAUAGGCCGCACUUUUGAAUCGAUGGAGUUGUACUUUGUGGGCAGUUACAGAUCAAUCAGCAAUUUUCUGUCCUCGUCGGACUAGAUUAUUUUUCUAUUUCAAUUGAAUGUUAUGUGGAUAAAUGAAUCUGUGUACUACAGAGAACAGCUCACCUAAUGGAAAUACACAUAAUAUUUAGUUACAGAAAUAGUGAAGGAGCUCAUGGUGUGAAAAGUGCAAAAGGACAUACCCACGCUCUGCCUACAAAGCACUAUCUUGGCACGGAACAGUGUUUGAAUGUGUUUACUAGUUGUCUUUCACUCUGUUCCUGUAAAACUUUGACAGCUUUGUUGUUUUUCCUCCUUCCAGGGGAGGAGAGCUUAACAUGAGUUGGCUUCUUUUUUUUUUUUUAUAAAGUGAACUCUUAACAUAACUGCUGUGUUUUGGAAAUCCUCUUUUGUAUAUUUUGAUCUCUUCUGCUUAUGAUUUAAAAGUAUAGAUAUGAAGGCUGUACUAAUUAUGAAAAAAGUUUUUUUUUUUUUUUCUUUUUUAAAUAAAGUUAACAUCCAGGCUAACCUUGUGGUGGAUGAAAUGUUCACUAUCCAGGUCUUAAAGCCCUUA
Xenopus laevis (African clawed frog) is the source of this 5081-nucleotide messenger RNA. It is a transcript of the gene med23.L, whose product is annotated as mediator complex subunit 23 L homeolog. The transcript has 30 exons. Gene Ontology annotation, biological process: regulation of transcription by RNA polymerase II; positive regulation of gene expression. The record is from RefSeq and is a predicted model, not a curated record. Lineage: Eukaryota; Metazoa; Chordata; Amphibia; Anura; Pipidae. Gene Ontology annotation, cellular component: transcription regulator complex; nucleus; mediator complex. Bases 291 to 4457 code for a protein of 1388 amino acids.